Molecule: messenger RNA, 1595 nt
Organism: Phoenix dactylifera (date palm)
Lineage: Eukaryota; Viridiplantae; Streptophyta; Magnoliopsida; Arecales; Arecaceae
Source: RefSeq, a predicted model, not a curated record
CUUCAACGCCUCUGUCUCAAGCCCCUAUGCAACCAUCCCGUCUCCAACUCUAACCCUAACCCUAACACUAACCCUAAUCCCCAAAUAAAUCGAACCCAAUUCCCGUAAACCCUAAUCCAAUUUGGUCUCCAGUACCUUCUGUUCUCCGGGAAGCCAAGACGACGACGACGAUGGCGUCCACCGCCGAAGACGACGAGCGCGACGCCGCCGUCUACGACGAAGAUGACGACGACGACUCUGACGAUGGCGUCGACUCCGACGAGGAGUACGACGACGACGUCGUCGCCGACGGCCACUUGGCGGCGCCGCCUGCCCCUCCGCCCCCCGCCGCUGCCGCAGACCAGCAAAUACUCCGUUCCUCCUCCUCCUCCUCCGUCCCCAAUCCUAACCGAAAUCCUUCCGCCUCCUUUCCCAACCCCCAGAACGGCGCCGGCGGCGGGGCCUGGGGCGUCGCCUUCGUGGCCUCUCCCGACGGAAAGCGCCAGAGGAUCUCCCCUCCGGGGGAGGAGAGGAAGCCCCCGGCGGUGGCGUACGACGAGUCGCGGCGCAUAUUCCAGAAGCUAUGGACGGAUGCGGACGAGAUCACGAUUCUGCAAGGGUUCUUGGAGUUCACGUCGCAGCGAGGGACGACGCACGCCAACUACCAGCACGACACGGGGCCCUUCUACGACCAGAUCAAGAGCCGCCUUCAGCUGGAAUUCAACAAGAACCAGCUGGUCGAGAAGCUCCGCCGCCUGAAGAAGAAGUACCGCAACAUGGUAAGCCGGAUCGCGGCCGGGAAGGAGUUUGUCUUCAAGAGCCCCCACGACAAGGCUACCUUCGAGAUCGCCAGCAAGAUCUGGAGCCCCAGCUUCAAGAAGACCCGCAACCGGGACUCCUGCAAUGCGCCCAACCUCCAGCUUCAAGAAAGAAGCAAUCUUGUCCCCGUCCAGGUCGCCGAGGACGUCGCGCUGAGCUCCGAUCAGAUGAUGUCGAUGUCUCGGAGAAAGAGAUCGGAUGGAGAGGUGGCGCGGGAGAUGGAGGUGGCCGUGGCUACUCCGGUGGUCUUUGUCCCCGUGGUACAGCAGACGCCAUGCGCAUCCGCUCCGAUCCAAAUGCCAGUCUUAUCGAGCAGACAGAGCGGCGCUGAAUCCUCUUCUGCUGAGCAGUGCGGGCGGCUCAGGGCAGUGCAGGUGGACGAGAAGUGGAGAGAGCAGCAGAUUCUGGAGCUGGAGGUGUACUUGAAGCGGGUGGAGCUUGUUCAUGAGCAGGUAAAAUCGAAACUUGAGGAGCUUAGGUCGAUGGGGAGCAGCUGAUCAGCGGUUUUCUUCACAGAAAAAAAAAGAAAAGAAAAAAACUUGAUGCUUAAGCUGUCAUACUUUUACUAAUUUAUGGUAGCAUGUUAGAUCUUCUUUGUUUUGUUGAAAGGUAUAGAGAACAUUUGAAACAAUGCUGCUUUUCUUUUUCUUUUUCCUAUUUUUCUUUUUUCUUUUUCUUUUCAUCCUUUGUUUAUAAAAUCCUCUCCUUUCUGUGAGUUUUCUUUGAGUUCAGUUUCUUUGGUUGCUGUGGUCCAAAACUUUCAUAAACAAUGAACUGGAGGAAUCCUGGAAAGAGAA